AUGUAGCUAGUUUAGUUAUCCGGCCAGCUGAGCAGAAUCCCUUAUCAUACCCGCCUAUCCAAAAUAUCAACUUUUCAGAGACUCGGAAAACAGCCUUGUUUGCAGCUUGGUGACAGUAUAUCUUUGAGAUUUUCCGGAGGUUACUGGUUGCCAUGGAUGCAGUCAUUCACCUUGUUUUUCCCCCUUCUUCCCUGACAUGAACUGCAAGUGAGACGGACCUUAUAAAAGCAGUAAGGGUCAAAGCCGUCCACAUUCUUCAGCUGGGACUCCUGCUGUGCCCUCUGGGGUGUGUUGCAGAGAUGAGUUCGGAUGCUGAAAUGAGUGUGUUUGGGGAGGCUGCCCCAUACCUGAGGAGACCUGAACGAGAGAGAAUCGAAGCCCAGAACAGGCCCUUUGAUGCUAAAACUGCAGUGUUUGUGGUGGAUCCAAAGGAGCUGUUUGUUAAAGGCACUCUGCAAAGCAAAGACGGCAGCAAGGCGACCAUUAAAACUGAUGCAGGACGGGUUGUAACAGUGAAGGAUGAUGAAGUCUUCCCCAUGAACCCGCCGAAGUUUGACAAGAUCGAGGACAUGGCCAUGAUGACCCACCUCAAUGAGGCCGCUGUGCUGUUUAACCUCAAAGAGCGUUACGCAGCGUGGAUGAUCUAUACCUACUCUGGGCUGUUCUGCGUCACUGUGAACCCUUACAAGUGGCUCCCAGUGUACAAACAAGAGGUAGUGGUGGCCUACAGGGGUAAAAAGCGCCAGGAGGCUCCACCACACAUCUUCUCCAUCUCCGACAACGCCUAUCAGUUCAUGCUUACUGAUAGAGAAAACCAGUCCGUCCUUAUCACUGGAGAAUCUGGUGCAGGAAAGACUGUCAACACCAAGCGGGUCAUCCAGUACUUUGCGACAAUCGCAGGGUCUGGGGACAGGAAAAAAGAUGUUGCUGCCUCUGGAAAAUUCCACGGGAAUCUGGAGGACCAGAUCAUCUCUGCUAACCCACUGCUAGAGGCCUUUGGAAAUGCCAAAACUGUCAGAAACGAUAAUUCCUCACGUUUUGGCAAAUUCAUAAGAAUCCACUUUGGAACCACAGGAAAACUGUCUUCCGCUGAUAUUGAAACUUACUUGUUGGAGAAAUCCAGAGUAACUUUUCAGCUGGCUGCAGAGAGGAGUUACCAUAUUUUCUACCAGAUCAUGUCCAACAAGAAGCCUGAGCUGAUAGAGACUCUCCUCAUCACCACUAACCCCUACGACUACCCAUUUGUUAGCCAAGGGGAGAUCAGCGUGGCCAGUAUCGAUGACAGUGAGGAGCUGAUGGCCACGGAUAGCGCCAUUGACACCCUAGGCUUCACUGGAGAGGAGAGGAUUGGCAUCUACAAGCUAACAGGUGCUGUGAUGCAUUAUGGGAAUAUGAAGUUCAAGCAGAAACAGAGAGAGGAGCAAGGAGAGCCAGAUGGGACAGAGGUGGCUGACAAAGCAGCUUACCUGAUGGGUCUGAACUCUGCAGACCUGCUGAAAGCACUGUGUUACCCGAGAGUGAAGGUUGGAAAUGAGUAUGUAACCAAAGGGCAGACUGUUCAGCAGGUACAUGUCUACAAUUCUAUUGGUGCUUUGGCCAAAUCAGUGUAUGAGAAGAUGUUUAUGUGGAUGGUCCUCCGCAUUAAUCAGAUGCUGGACACCAAGCAACCCAGGCAGUUCUUCAUCGGAGUCCUGGACAUUGCUGGGUUUGAAAUCUUUGAUUAUAACAGUCUGGAACAGCUGUGUAUCAAUUUCACCAAUGAGAAACUGCAACAGUUUUUCAAUCAUCACAUGUUUGUACUGGAGCAAGAGGAGUAUAAGAAGGAAGGCAUCGAGUGGGAAUUCAUUGACUUUGGGAUGGACCUAGCUGCCUGUAUAGAGCUCAUUGAAAAGCCAAUGGGCAUCUUUUCCAUACUUGAAGAGGAGUGUAUGUUUCCCAAGGCAUCAGACACUACCUUCAAAAACAAGCUGUAUGACCAGCAUCUUGGAAAAUCCAACAACUUCCAGAAGCCCAAGCCUGUCAAAGGCAAGGCUGAGGCUCACUUCUCCCUGGUGCACUAUGCUGGCACUGUGGACUACAGCAUCACAGGCUGGUUGGACAAGAACAAGGACCCGCUGAAUGAGACUGUAGUCCAGCUCUACCAGAAAGCCAGCCUCAAACUCCUGGCUUUCCUAUAUUCUAACUAUUCUUCAUCUGACGAUAAUGGAGGACGUAGCGGAGCUGGUACUGCUAAGAAAGCAGCAAAGAAGAAGGGCUCAUCCUUCCAGACUGUGUCGGCCCUCUUCCGGGAGAACCUGGGAAAGCUUAUGACAAAUCUCAAGAGCACCCAUCCUCAUUUUGUUAGGUGUCUAAUUCCAAAUGAAACUAAAACUCCAGGGAUUAUGGAACACCAUCUGGUUAUCCAUCAGCUGCGAUGUAACGGCGUACUGGAAGGAAUCAGGAUCUGCAGAAAGGGCUUCCCCAGUAGAAUCCUGUAUGGGGAUUUCAAGCAAAGGUACAAAGUACUGAAUGCUAGUGUGAUACCUGAGGGACAAUUCAUUGACAACAAGAAAGCUGCUGAGAAGCUCUUGGGGUCAAUUGAUGUGGAUCACACACAGUAUAAGUUUGGGCAUACCAAGGUGUUCUUCAAAGCUGGACUCUUGGGUCUACUAGAAGAGAUGAGAGAUGACAAACUGGCCUCUCUCAUCACCAUUACUCAAGCCUUGUGUCGUGGCUUCCUCAGAAGGAAGGAGUUUCAGAAAAUGAUGGAGAGGAGAGAGUCCAUUUAUAUUGUCCAAUACAACAUUCGCUCCUUCAUGAAUGUGAAACACUGGCCAUGGAUGAAGCUCUACUUUAAGAUCAAGCCACUCUUGAGGAGUGCUGAGACUGAGAAGGAGAUGGCCAUCAUGAAAGUGGAGUUUGCCAAGUGUAAGGAGGAUUUAGCCAAAACUGAGGCUAAGAGGAAGGAACUGGAAGCCAAAAUGGUUUCCCUUCUUCAGGAGAAGAAUGACUUGUUUCUGCAGAUUCAGUCUGAAAGUGAGAGUCUGGCAGAUGCAGAGGAAAGAUGUGAGGGGCUGAUUAAGAACAAGAUUUUGCUGGAGGCCAAAGCCAAAGAACUCAGCGAGAGACUGGAGGAUGAGGAGGAGGUGAAUGCCGAACUGACCGCCAAGAAGAGGAAGCUGGAGGACGAGUGCUCUGAGCUGAAGAAGGACAUUGAUGACUUGGAGCUCACCUUGGCUAAAGUGGAGAAGGAAAAACAUGCCACUGAAAACAAGGUGAAGAAUCUGACUGAGGAGAUAUCCUCUCUUGAUGAUACCAUCGCCAGGUUAUCCAAGGAGAAGUUGGCCCUGCAGGAGGCCCACCAGCAGACACUGGAUGACCUGCAAGCAGAGGAAGACAAAGUCAGCUCUUUGACCAAAGCCAAGAUCAAGCUGGAGCAACAAGUUGAUGAUCUUGAGGGCUCUCUGGAACAAGAAAAAAAGAUACGGAUGGAUAUUGAGAGAGCCAAAAGAAAGCUUGAAGGAGAUCUGAAACUAACUCAAGAAUCCAUAAUGGAUAUGGAAAAUGACAAGCAACAGCUGGAGGAACGCCUUAAAAAAAAAGACUUUGAAUUCAGCCAACUUGUAGCCAAAAUUGAGGAUGAGCAAAGUGUGGCUGUGCAAUCUCAGAAGAGGAUCAAGGAGCUUCAGGCCCGCAUUGAAGAACUGGAGGAGGAGAUUGAAGUGGAGCGUGUUGCCAGGGCUAAGGUGGAAAAGCAAAGGUCUGAUCUCUCCAGGGAGCUCGAGGAGAUCAGUGAGAGGCUGGAAGAGGCCGGAGGAGCCACCGCCGCUCAGUUAGAGACGAACAAGAAGCGAGAGGCCGAGUUUCAGAAACUGAGACGAGACCUCGAAGAGUCGACCCUCCACCACGAGGCCACCGCGGCAGCUUUAAGAAAGAAACACGCUGACAGUGUGGCUGAGCUGGGAGAGCAGAUUGACAACCUUCAGCGGGUCAAACAGAAGCUGGAGAAGGAGAAGAGUGAGUACAAGAUGGAGAUUGAUGACCUGUCUAGCAACAUAGAAGUCAUGUCCAAGUCAAAGAUUAAUUAUGAGAAGCUGGUUCACUCUCUGGAAGACCAACUGAGUGAAUACAAGACAAAACACGAUGAGAACACUCGUCUGAUCACUGAACUAAAUGCUCAAAGGGCAAGACUUCAGAAUGAAAAUGGUGAGUUUUCUCGUCUUCUUGAAGAGAAAGAAGCAAUACUCUCUCAGAUGUUGAGGGCUAAGCUGGCCUUCACUCAGCAAAUGGAGGAACUGAAGAGGCAGGUUGAAGAAGAAACAAAGGCUAAGAAUGCCCUCGCCCAUGCUCUCCAAUCUGCCCGUCACGACUGUGAUCUGCUGAGGGAGCAGUUUGAGGAGGAGCAGGAGGCCAAGGCUGAGCUCCAGAGAGCAAUGUCCAAGGCCAAUAGUGAGGUGGCCCAGUGGAGAACCAAAUAUGAGACUGAUGGCAUCCAGCGCAAUGAUGAACUGGAGGAGGCCAAGAAAAAGCUUGCCCAACGUUUGCAGGAGGCUGAGGAGGCUAUUGAGGCUGUGAAUGCCAAGUGCUCAUCUUUGGAGAAGACGAAGCAGAGGCUGCAAGGUGAGGUGGAGGACCUCAUGGCUGAUGUGGAAAGGGCAAAUGCUCAAGCAGCUGGCCUGGAUAAAAAGCAGAGAAGCUUUGAUAAGAUUCUGUCUGAGUGGAAGCAGAAGUAUGAAGAGAGUCAGGCUGAGCUGGAUGGAUCACAGAAGGAGUCUCGCUACCUCAGCACUGAGCUCUUCAAAAUGAAGAACUCUUACAAGGAAGCUUUGGAGCACCUAGAAGUCCUGAAACGAGAGAAUAAAAACCUGCAACAGGAAAUCUUUGAUUUGACUGAACAACUUGGAGAGAAUGGUAAAGCCAUCCAUGAGCUUGAGAAGACUAAGAAACAAACUGACAUUGAGAAGACAGAGAUCCAGACUGCUUUGGAAGAAGCUGAGGCUUCUCUGGAACAUGAGGAAUCCAAAAUUCUGCGUAUCCAGCUGGAGCUCACCCAAGUCAAAGGAGAGGUUGAUCGCAGGCUCGCUGAGAAGGAUGAGGAGAUCGACCAGAUGAAACGCAACCACCAGCGCAUUAUCGAAACAAUGCAGUCCGCAUUAGAUGCUGAGACGCGCAGCAAGAACGAUGCCAUGAGAAUCAGGAAGAAGAUGGAGACUGACCUCAAUGAGAUGGAGAUCCAGCUGAGCCAUGCCAAUCGGCAGGCCGCUGAAGCCCAGAAGCAGCUGAGGAACAUGCAAGCCCACCUCAAAGAACAAACGCUUCACCUGGAUGAGGCACUGCGGGGCCAGGAGGACCUGAAAGAGCAGGUGGCCAUGGUGGAGCGCAGGAGCAGCCUGAUGCAGGCAGAGGUGGAGGAGCUCAGGGCUGCUCUGGAACAGUCAGAAAGAAGCCGCAAAUUAGCUGAACAGGAACUAGCUGAUGCCUGUGAGAGAGUAGGGCUACUGCACUCUCAGAACACAAGUCUCUUCAACUCCAAGAGGAAGCUGGAUGCAGAUGUCAGCCAGCUGCAGGGCGAGGUGGAGGAUGCAAUCCAAGAGGCUCGCAAUGCAGAGGAAAAAGCCAAGAAGGCAAUCACUGAUGCAGCCAUGAUGGCAGAGGAGCUGAAGAAAGAGCAGGACACCAGCAGCCACCUGGAGAGGAUGAAGAAGAACCUGGAGGCCUCUGUGAAGGAUCUGCAACACCGCCUGGAUGAGGCAGAGGACCUGGCUUUGAAGGGGGGCAAGAAACAGCUCCAGAAACUGGAAGCUCGGGUGCGUGAACUGGAGGGCGAAGUGGAGAGUGAACAGAAAAGAGCUGCUGAUGGCAUCAAGGGAAUCCGUAAAUAUGAGAGGAAAGUGAAGGAGCUCACUUACCAGACUGAAGAGGACAAGAAGACUGUUUUGAGACUGCAGGACCUGGUAGACAAGCUGCAGCUCAAAGUCAAGGCUUACAAACGGCAGAAUGAAGAAGCUGAGGAGCAGGCAGGUGCUCAUCUUGCUAAGCUAAGGAAGGUGCAGCAUGAGCUGGAAGAGGCACAGGAGCGGGCAGACAUCGCUGAGUCCCAGGUCAACAAGAUGAGAGCCAAGAGCAGAGAGUUUGGAAAGGCUGCUGAAUCUGAGUAGACCUUGCAGCGAUGACACAGAAGACAUCCUCUAUGCAAGUUCUUAGUACAAGUAGAAACUCACCGGAGUUAACAAAUGUUAUUGUUCUGCCGUGAGAUUGUAGCAGAAUAAAGUGGUGUGAAGCAUUA
Molecule: messenger RNA, 6265 nt
Organism: Siniperca chuatsi (mandarin fish)
Lineage: Eukaryota; Metazoa; Chordata; Actinopteri; Centrarchiformes; Sinipercidae
Product: myosin heavy chain, fast skeletal muscle-like
Exons: 41
Coding region: 300-6137 (1945 amino acids)
Cellular component (GO): myosin complex
Molecular function (GO): cytoskeletal motor activity; ATP binding; actin filament binding
Source: RefSeq, a predicted model, not a curated record